AUGGCGGUCUUGGCGAUGGUACUGGUGGUGGUAUUAUGUGGGCUGUUUAUGGGCUUCUGUUUGUGCUUUGCUUUCUUGAAAUGGAAUGAGAUAAUAUACGCAAGCAAAGGAUUGCCUCCAGGUACAAUGGGGUGGCCACUUUUUGGUGAGACUACAGAAUUUCUCAAACAUGGACCAAGUUUCAUGAAAAACCAGAGAGCAAGGUAUGGAAGUUUAUUCAAAACUCAUAUACUCGGGUGUCCUACCGUUAUUUGCAUGGAUCCUGAGCUCAACAGAUACAUACUUAUGAAUGAAGGAAAAGGACUUGUUCCUGGUUAUCCUCAGUCCAUGCUAACAAUAGUCGGAAAACGCAACAUUGCCGCUGUGCAUGGGUCUACUCACAGACACAUUAGAGGAUCAAUGAUGUCACUUAUAAACCCUGCCGCCAUCAAAACGAAACUUCUGUCGAAAAUUGAUAAGUUGAUGAGAUCCUAUCUUCACAACUGGCAUGGAAAAACCAUUGAUAUCCAAGAAAGAACCAAUGAGAUGGCAUUAUUGGUGGCCUUCAAGCAGAUAGUAGAAAUAGAAUCAAGUCAGAUAUAUGAUACUUUCAAACAAGAGUUCGAUAAGCUAGUAGUAGGAACAUUGUCACUGCCUAUCAAUCUUCCAGGAACAAAUUACCAUUACGGAUUACAGGGAAGGAAGAGAGUCAUCAGAAUGUUGAAACAGAUUAUGAAGAAGAGAAGAGCUUCUUCAAUAACUCAUAAUGACAUGCUUGAUCAACUUCUGAGAAAUGAAGACUCUAACUACUCGCUCAGUGAUGAGGAGACACUCGAUCAAGUUAUUACAAUUUUAUAUUCAGGAUAUGAGACUGUUUCAAAAACUUCAAUGAUGGCCAUUAAGUAUCUUCAUGAUCAUCCAAGAGCUCUUCAAGAACUUAGAGAUGAACAUUUAGCAAUCCGACAAAGGAAAAAGCCAGAGGAUCCAAUUGAUUGGGAUGACUGCAAGUCCAUGACUUUUACUCGCGCAGUCAUAUACGAAACCUCAAGAUUGGCAACUAUUGUUAAUGGUGUUCUGAGGAAGACAAUCAAUGACAUUGAAUUGAAUGAAUUUAAAAUUCCUAAAGGAUGGCGAAUAUACGUUUACACACGGGAGAUAAACUAUGAUCCAGUCCUCUAUCCAGAGCCUUAUACAUUUAAUCCAUGGAGAUGGCUGAAGCACGAGUCUCACAACUACAACUUCAUAUUUGGAGGAGGAACCAGGCUUUGUCCUGGCAAAGAAUUGGGCAUAGUCAAAAUCUCUACAUUCCUUCACUAUUUUGUUACUAGAUAUAGAUGGGAGGAAGUUGGAGGAAAUGAAAUUCUGCAAUUCCCCAGAGUUGAAGCACCAAAUGGGUUGUAUAUGAGGGUAUCAAAGUUAUAAUGUGGUAGAGAGAUACUAAAACCUUUAUACAGUGAUACGAUUAAUGCUAUACUUACAACUGAGUCAUAUAAAUAAGCAAAAAAUAAAAGACAUAGUAGGCAUUUUACACGAAUUCUGUGAAAUUUUUGUCUGAUUGUAUGACUCAAUUG
Pistacia vera is the source of this 1550-nucleotide messenger RNA. Its product is annotated as cytochrome P450 85A-like. Gene Ontology annotation, molecular function: monooxygenase activity; heme binding; iron ion binding. Lineage: Eukaryota; Viridiplantae; Streptophyta; Magnoliopsida; Sapindales; Anacardiaceae. The record is from RefSeq and is a predicted model, not a curated record. The transcript is spliced from 9 exons. Gene Ontology annotation, biological process: sterol metabolic process. The coding region runs from base 1 to 1401 and encodes 466 amino acids.